Molecule: messenger RNA, 1026 nt
Organism: Camelina sativa (false flax)
Lineage: Eukaryota; Viridiplantae; Streptophyta; Magnoliopsida; Brassicales; Brassicaceae
Source: RefSeq, a predicted model, not a curated record
AUGGCAGACAAGUAUAAUGCUCAAAUGCGAAAUCGAACAUGGGACAUGGCUGAUCAUGACACUGCAAAAAACGUGAUAAGUUGUAAGUGGAUAUUCACAAUAAAAUAUCAUCUUGAUGGCUCAAUUGAUAGGUACAAGGCUAGGAUUGUGGCUCGGGGGUUCAACCAACGUUAUGGGCUUGAUUACUCGGAGACAUUUAGUCCGGUGAUCAAGACUACCACGAUCCGUACGGUGCUUGAAGUGGCAGUCAAGCGGAACUGGGCAAUUCAUCAGGUUGAUAUUAACAACGCGUUUCUUCAAGGAACGCUUCAUGAUGAGGUAUAUGUUACUCAGCCACCGGGUUUGUUGAUAAAGACCGGCCUCAUCAUGUGUGUCGCUUACGCAAGGCUCUCAACGGCCUCAAGCAAGCUCCACGAGCGUGGUAUCAAGAACUUCGAACCUUUCUCCUUCAAUUCGGAUGACAUAAUCAUAGCUGGGGAAAAAUUACUGGUCGAUGCGUUUAACAAGUCACUUGCAGCUCGUUUUUCUCUUAAGGAUCUUGGACCCUUACGCUACUUCUUGGGGAUUGAGGCCAUUCCCACCAACCACGGCCUUCACUUGAUGCAGCGCAAGUAUAUCACAGACCUCUUGGCCAAAACAAACAUGCAUAAUGCUAAUCUGGUACUGACUCCGAUGACUCAAAAGCCGUUACACGUCAACAUAGGCACCCCUCUUGCCGAUGCUUCUCAAUACCGCAUGGUCAUCGGGAGUCUUCAAUAUUUGUCAUUCACCAGGCCUGACAUUGCUUUUGCGGUGAACCGCUUGUCCCAAUUCAUGCAAACACCGACGACUGACCACUGGCAGGACGCAAAGCGUGUUCUCCGCUAUCUUGUGGGCACUAGAUCUCUUGGUAUAUUCCUUCGCCGUGAUGCACCGCUCUCCAUACAUGCUUUUUCUUAUGCAGAUUGGGGUUGUGAUAAAAGCACGUAUCGGUCAACCAAUGCAUAUAUUGUGUAUCUCGGUGGGAGUCCCAUCUCAUGGUCCUGA